CCCGAUUUCCACUCCCCCCACCCGACUUCGCCUGCCGCGGUCGGGUCCGCGGCCUUCGCUGUAGCGGUCGCCGUCGUUCCUUGGAAGCAGCUGUUCCCCUCCCCCACCCCGGUCCCGCUCCCCGUCCAGCUGCUGACGUGAAGAUGAGCAGCUCGGAGGAAGUGUCCUGGAUUUCCUGGUUUUGUGGGCUCCGUGGCAAUGAAUUCUUCUGUGAGGUGGAUGAAGACUACAUCCAGGACAAAUUUAACCUUACCGGCCUCAAUGAGCAGGUGCCUCACUAUCGACAAGCUCUAGACAUGAUCUUGGACCUGGAACCCGAUGAAGAGCUGGAAGACAACCCCAACCAGAGCGACCUGAUUGAGCAGGCGGCCGAGAUGCUUUAUGGAUUGAUCCAUGCCCGCUACAUCCUCACCAACCGAGGCAUCGCCCAGAUGUUGGAAAAGUACCAGCAGGGAGACUUUGGCUACUGUCCCCGUGUAUACUGUGAGAACCAGCCAAUGCUUCCUAUUGGCCUGUCGGACAUCCCAGGUGAGGCCAUGGUGAAGCUCUACUGCCCCAAGUGCAUGGACGUGUACACACCCAAGUCAUCGAGGCACCAUCACACGGAUGGUGCCUACUUCGGCACUGGUUUCCCUCACAUGCUCUUCAUGGUGCAUCCCGAGUACCGGCCCAAGCGACCCGCCAACCAGUUUGUGCCCAGGCUCUACGGUUUCAAGAUCCAUCCGAUGGCCUAUCAGCUGCAGCUCCAAGCCGCCAGCAACUUCAAGAGCCCAGUCAAGACGAUUCGCUGAGUCCCCACCCCACCUGUCCUUCAGUCUUUGACACCUCCAUUCCUUUGCUGCCACCCUUUCAGGAACCUUCCUCUAUGGUUUUUAGUUUAAAUUAAAGGAGUCACUAUUGUGGUGGGAAUAUGAAAUAAAGUGGAAGAAAAGGCCAUGA
Molecule: messenger RNA, 939 nt
Organism: Lepus europaeus (European hare)
Lineage: Eukaryota; Metazoa; Chordata; Mammalia; Lagomorpha; Leporidae
Gene: CSNK2B
Product: casein kinase 2 beta
Exons: 7
Coding region: 144-791 (215 amino acids)
Cellular component (GO): cytoplasm; protein kinase CK2 complex
Molecular function (GO): protein kinase regulator activity
Source: RefSeq, a predicted model, not a curated record